Cryptomeria japonica (Japanese cedar) is the source of this 537-nucleotide messenger RNA. RefSeq lists its product as uncharacterized. The record is from RefSeq and is a predicted model, not a curated record. The coding region runs from base 1 to 537 and encodes 178 amino acids. NCBI's taxonomy places the organism in Eukaryota, Viridiplantae, Streptophyta, Pinopsida, Cupressales, Cupressaceae. The transcript has a single exon.
AUGGGUCAUAUGAGGGAUUUGUUGAGAUCCCAUCCUCCCACUUUUGAUGGUUUGGGUACCAAACUGGAAGCUGAGACUUGGCUCAUUGACUUGGAUAGGUGUUUCACCAUGCAUCUAUAUGGUAGUAACACCGUGAGGUGCACUAUUAUGCAUCUCAAGGAUUUUGCUUCUACUUGGUGGAGGUUGGAGGAACAGAGGAUUAUUGUGGACAUUAGUACACUAUCUUGGGAGAUGUUCCUAGAGAGGUUCAGAGCUCGAUUUCUCUCAGUACAAUGGAGACAGUGUCGCACAGAUGAGUUUUAUGAGCUACGCCAGUUAGGCAUGAUUGUUGAUCAAUAUGAGCAGAGAUUCUAUGAGCUCAAACAAUAUGUUGAGAUUGGUAAUGAUGAGGCAUUGUUGGUAAAAAAAUUUAUGAGAGGUCUUAAUGACCGCAUUAGUGGGGGAGUGCGAGUGUUUGAGCCUUCAUUAGUUGAGUUAGUCAUGGUGAAAUCCAAGCUAGUAGAGAAGAAUCUUGCACGUGGACAUGGUGUCAGCUAG